GUAUCAUUCGCUACUAUGGGAGGCAGUGGUGAUCAUGGUCAUGAUGGCCAUGAUGAUCUUACUAGGGAAGAACUCUUUAAAGAGUUCAAACCAAGCAUUAAAUACCGAUUUACUAGUAUCGUUGGGUCAAUAAUUGACAAACCUGUCUCUCUUUUUCGCGAACAAGUUGUUAACAAAGUUCGCACUCCAUACCCAUAUUAUCAUAAGCGGUACGACCGUGUUCCAACGAUUGACCAGUGUUUAACUAAUGACUUGGCUUGCAUCGAGGAGGCCAAUCAGCAAUUUCAUAGAGACCGGCUAGUGGAUCUCAAUAUAGUUCGUAUUCUGCGAAAACGCAAAAACGAAUGUAUGCGGUGGUACAAUUAUGAAAAAGAAGAUGUUUAUCAAUUCUGUGGUCCUAUGUUCACUGAAUAUGAAGAUGCAGCCGUCAACUACUACAUUAAAUAUUGCUCGUUGAAGCAAACAUGGGUUUAAAUAAUUUAAAAUUGAGUGCCCACUCCAGUUAAGCGCAGUUCGUACUUUAAUUUACGACUGUUGCUAAGUGUAUGACCAAUUUGUGUUGAUUUUCAUUCACUUAAGAAUUGUAAGUCAAUAUAACGAGUUAGUAAAUUCAGUCUUUUAAUCAAUUAUUGUUUACAGUGCAAUCAUUCCAAAUCACUAAUUGAUCGGUAAUGUACUCAUUAUUUUAACAAUUGAAUUGUCAUAUAGUCUACAACACUUGUCUUCCUAAAUUGCAAACCAGUCGAUAAUCGUAGAUGUUGCGUGAUAUGACUUAACAUCAGUCCUAGUGAUGCAGACGCACAUUUUUACACUUAUCUAGAUCCUAAGUUUUAGUGUUAUGCCAUUCUUUAUAUUCCAAUCGAUACUCGAUCUGUACUAAGGACUAAACGCAACCGAAAUUACCGUGUGUAACCAGCUACGUUUUACAGUCUACGAACAUCUUUAUUAUAUAUAAUCCCUAGGACAGUGAUAAAUGGCGUCCCACCAUUGGUAAUCUACGAAUUAGUGCAGACACCAACCCUGUCCGUUACCCAUCACCACACAUCACUCCCUUCAGACUAUGAAUUUUCGUGUAUGCCUUUCAGUUUAUGGUAACUCCAACCAAUGUACAUAUGUGCUAGGUUCUAUAUUUCAAAUGACUGACUAGGUUUAAGAAAUGUUGCCCAGACUUUUCAGAGAUUCGUCGAUGACGUACUUUUCAAUAUAAUCAACGGGACUACAUGCAUAAGUUAUUCAGAGGUCUUGACUUCGUGCAUGCACACCUUGAUUACUGUCUUAUCGCAAUACCAGACAAUCUCUGUAACGAAUAGACUUUAAAUAUUUUGUCUGAACGGAACGAACUGAGGUUUAUUCGAUUAUAUUAAUUUAUGUCCUUCUGUUUAGUUUACGAAGCUUCUUUGAGUCUCUCAAUCAAAGAUUUUAUCAAAACACAUUUUGUACUUAAUUUAAUAACUGUCAGUCUUUUCAUCACAAUACAUUUACUCAUUCCUUUUAUAAGAUGGAGAAUUACACUGGUCAACAAGUGUUGUUGAUGCUUUUAUGAAACAGAAACAUCGUUUACUAUGGGAAAAACGUUACGGCCCAGUUGGUAAAGCCUCUGAUGAGAAAAAGAAACUAGCUGCAGCUGGUGAUAAAGCAACUAAAGAGGGAAAUUUCAUUUCGAAAAUACGAGAAAUUGGGUUUGGUAGAGAUAUACCGAAAGAAGUUCAUCUGUAGUUUACUGGUAAGCAACCCAAUGUAUAUAUAUGAACACAACCUUUAAUAUCAUUGUUAAUGUAAUGAAAAUAUUGAACUACUAUUCGAUAAUAAUGAUAAAGUUGGUUUUUGCCAAGGGAUUCAAUUGGAGAACCAAUAAAAACUGGGGUCACCAGACAGUUGUAAGUAGACGUCUACAACCCUACCGGAGACAGUCCAGGACCUUCCGUUUUUGUGGUAAUCCUGUAACUCAUUAGACUGCUAGGUUUGAAUUCAGUGGCCCACAUUCCCGAAUUCAACCGAUCCCUGACAUAAUUCUGACCCUUUUGACAUGUCUACAACAUAAAAGUGUACUCUUUGUUAUCCACACAAUGCUGAUUUAAAUCGAAAAAAAUCUUUUGAGGAUCGAAUUACUUUUCGAUGUACCUCUACUUUUGUUAUAUGAAGCAUACGUUGGCGUUAUACAUACUCCCAAGCUGUAGUUCUCACUGAUGAAUCAAUGUUUUCCUGUUGUGUUUUAAAGCACUUGUGAUUGGACAGCCGACUUUCGACUGUAGCGUUUUAGAUUCAAAUCUCGCAUUAUUUUCAGUUUGUAUAAGCAGAUGGUAUCGUUGCUGGUACUCAUAAAAAUACAGGUUAUUCAAAUCUAAGUACACAAACCUGUUUGUUUUAGUUAUAUGUUAACAGUUAUUUUUCUCGGCAUUUGGAAUUCGUAUCUUAAUUGUAAAAAAUAAAAGGUGUAGUAGGACCUCUCAGUGUAUAAUCUUGUAAAAUAUCCAUCUCUAUGCCUCUUUCACUUGGAGGGGCAGGGAUUUGUGUUUAGGGCAUUCGACCCUCAGUCACCAAGUCCCUGAUCCGAACACUAUUCUGUCUACUUCAGUUUAGAUAACCGGAAAUAUCAAUUUACUCCUCACACUCAGAGUGUAGCUGGAACUUAAUCACUGGACAGAUGAGUUAACUUAUUAUUGCUAUCGUCUUUUUAUUUUUCUGAAAAGAAUCUAGGUAGCUCCAAGUGUUUAUUAUUACCGAACUUCAAAGAUGGAUAUGAUACAAUUCUCGUAUGGUUAUAGCCUACUGGAAUACUUCUUCCUGCUUAUUAUCGUGCUUGCCGAAUAAGUUUUUUUUUAAAAAAAGAUAGUCUUCAGAUUCUUCAUUGAACCUGCUGACUUUCUAACAAUGUUGUUUAAUAUUACAUAUGCAUAGUCUUAUUCAUUACGCAAUCUAACUGCACACCUAAUCAAUCGUGUUUCUUCUUUGUCCCUAACAAAGAAUAUUCUUAGGUUUGAAAAUUUCAAUUUGUGACAAAUAAUAGUGACAGUAUAAAAAGUGUUGAUUUUUCGGUUUGUCUCGUCAUCUUCAGUAGCUGAUCUAAUUAUCAUUUAGUCAGAUUAUUGAAUCAAUUUUAAAACCAAAUUAAUUUGUAAUAUAGGAUGUAUAGAGGCAGUUGUCAAGACUAAAGAUUCCAGAGAUUUGUCGAAAAAUUGUUGAUUUCACGGCACAAGUAAACGUGAAACAAUUUUCAAAAAUCUUAGGUGUUUACUAAUUCAAUUAUUUUUAUGUAUGUUGUUAAAUAAGCUGUACAGGAUGAUUCGGGUAUGAAGAAGUAUUGCUUAAGACGUUAUUGUGGGAACUGACUAGUUAAUUUGUAAGGUUAAGAUUUUUUACUUUGGUAGAAGUAUUCCGAAGAACUACAACGUCAAAAUGCGGUGUAUAAAGAUUGUUUUAUGAACCAGUUUUGACUUUUAAUGGCUAGUCAAGAAAUUGAAGUUGUUUUUGGAAAAGUUGAGACAACGUCUAGACCAAUAUUAUUUUGAUAAAUUAAAAAAUCCAUAAUGAUUUGGAAAGGGAUUUGUGGUGGCACAAUGCAUUCAAUAAGUAGGAUACCUGUUAAGCAUAAUAAUUUGUAGUUUGAAUAUCUCAUUUGGAAGAGUAAACAUCUUACCUAGAGGCGAGCUUUGUAAAUAACUCAAUCGUUUAUAAGCAGUUUUAAUGAGUUAAGUUGCUUUUCUGUGCGUGACGAACAGUCUAUCUAGGUUGAGUUUAUGUCAUGUCAUUUCAAUAAGGCUAUUUAUGUACUGCGUAAACAACGUACUGAGAUAUUUGACUACAUAAAAAGUGAAAUGUCCAUCAAAGUGACGAUUCAAGUUAUGUUAUAUAUUAUAACGUGCUUCGUAAGAUCAUUUAGCGAUCAUUGUAUAAUUAGCAAGAAGUUCGGUGAGUUAUUUAGUUCCAUCUGGUUAGAAUAGUCAAAUAAUAUACGGAUUGUAUAUUAGAAAUAGAUCGAUUUAGGUUGAUGACCACGAAGAAUUGUUAAAUAUAGGCUAGAUAAGAUGCUUUGUUCCCUAUUUUAAGUACGUAUCCCAUUAAAGCAUUAACAAAAAAGCAUGCUUAUGUUACUGAUUCACAUGUAAGCUAUCGUUGGAAAACCCGAGGGACAUUCUUAACUUUACGGCUCAUGUGCGAAACAGAUACGAUUUUUGUCAACCAGUAAAUCGAGAAUGUUUUAUAAGUCGAGAUGGGAGUCUAUACUACGUAAAACAAUUAAGUAGUCUGAAAUCUUACAUAAGAACUUAGUAGUCAAAAGUUUGAGAUUCUGAUCUUUGUGUGGAUACAAAUCUCAUCAAGAACCAGUCUUAAGUGUUGACACUUUUGUUUUUGAUAAGUAACGAACCACCACUGAAUGAACACUUUCCCUUCUUUUUUCAUAGUGCUCUAAGCGUUUAGAUACCAUAGCUUGGUGGGAUAAUCGAAAUGUUCUUGUCCUGUUUUAUACAUUCUAUUUGUAAACUUGGUUCAUGCUCUAAUUAGAUUACAUUCCUUCUCAGAAAAUGUUUAGUCUCAGGAUUAUUUACCUAUCGAUUAAUCACAUUCAACCAUUGUAGUUCAAUUCAUUCUAGACAAUUAUUGUAUAUUAGGCUAAGCUGUUACACAACAUAUCCGUCUCCUUAAAGGAACGAGCAUGUCUGAUUAGUACCACAAACAACAACGUACAAUCAUUUAGAUUGAAUGAUAAUCUCUAGAAUAACGAUCUAUCCAUUUUCUCCUAAAAACUGAACAUACCAUUCGAAAAUAAAAGAUCACAUGUUUUUAUGAACAAACUUAUUUGAACUUAUUUUUUUUACAACUUUUAAGAUCUCAUCCAUAAAAUUGAACUGUUGUAUUCUAUCAUCAUGUAUGUUACAAGUCGUCUCUUUGUAAUCUAAAUUAAAAAAGGAUGGAUAGGUCAGAUAAAUAGCAUAAGCAAGAAACAUUCAAACAAAAACGAAGCAAAACAGCCAGAUUACAUAUCUUGGAUUUCAGAAUGUGUUGUCGUAGCAAAACAUCGAUCUGGAUAAGCUUUAGCCUAAAUAUCAGAUCUACUUUGAAUUGAUAUGUAUUCAGUAUGUUAUGUCGUAGUUAUGUAUGUUAAAGUGUUGAUUUUUUGCAACAAAUAAAUUGUAUAUUCUUGCGUGGUUG
Messenger RNA from Schistosoma bovis, 5151 nucleotides. The record is from the annotation of a GenBank genome assembly. Lineage: Eukaryota; Metazoa; Platyhelminthes; Trematoda; Strigeidida; Schistosomatidae.